AUGCAGAAACAGGAAAGAAAGAAACAUGCAGUAGUCCAUCGUUCCAGUGCUGUGUUUUGCUUCAUCCUCCAACACGCGAGACGUGUGGGUGCUGUGGCUCACGUCAUCCUCAACCACCACCACGCAGUGAGCAGCCAAACAUCACCGUACUCUCCUCGCCAUGGUGCCGACGUUACCGACCACCCCGCGCCAAGCCGAGAGUACCAGGAGAUCGGCCUCGUCGUCCUCUCCAUCUUCAUGCAAGGAAUCGGCCUGGAACCAUUCCAAUCGACGGCAAGCUCGCCGUUUCCAUCUCCAACUCCGGCGGAAAACUUGACGGCUACGUCGCUGUUGGACCUCCUCUGGCCUCCCCGUCCAUGCCAUGAGCACCAGAAAGAGUCGUCGCCGGCGCUGUCCCGGUUGUCCUCCGGUCGAAGCGCCUCAACUCCCUGGUUCCCCGCGCCGAGGCGCACGUCCGCCGCCAUCUCCUCCGUGCCGGUUCGCCCGGAAGCGCUAGAUCCUUCCUCGACUGAGUCUCCACCAUGGCCACAGAGUUCCGCCUCUGUUUCUUUUAGCUGGUCGCGAUCCUGCCUUGAGUUGGGUCAAAAGAAACGCGGCCUCUUCUUAAAACAUGAACCUGUCCUAGCCCAGGUUGGGUGCACGUUGCAUCUGCUGCUGAACCACCCCAGAUCCGUCGAUGCAGCCCAUCGUCUGCGCCACCCGUCGCUGCUCCAGGCCAGGUCCGGCCCAGUUCUAUUAACCAUCUCUGUUAAUCUUUUCAUAUUUGCAAAAUCUUUUAUAUCAUCUCUUGGAAUUUGUAAACUCAAACAAUACAAAUAAAAUAUCUAUUUUAAUCAGAAAAACAUGAGGAAUAAUAAUAUGUCAUCCAUAUGAUUGUUGCAUCUCGCAUCAUAUCGUGUCGUGAUAG
Lolium rigidum is the source of this 907-nucleotide messenger RNA. RefSeq lists its product as uncharacterized. NCBI's taxonomy places the organism in Eukaryota, Viridiplantae, Streptophyta, Magnoliopsida, Poales, Poaceae. Bases 1 to 819 code for a protein of 272 amino acids. The transcript has 4 exons. The record is from RefSeq and is a predicted model, not a curated record.